GAGGGUGGGGAGAUCCACAUGGGUCUUCUGUCUGGGGGUUCACAUACUGUGUCCAACCAGGGAAAUCUUGGGAGUAAAAAUCACACUUGGGAGAACCCGGAAGGGGUGGCUGGAGAGGAGCGAGUGGGGGAAAAAUGCGCAGCCGAGGGAGGUGCAGCGCGCCUCAAGGGUGGCAUGUGGAACCUCCCACCAUCUAAGUCCUGAGAUGCUGUGAAGCCUGGCCUGCCAUCAUCCCCCAGAAUGGACUGCAGCAGCCUCCUGCCCUUCCAGUUAUGGUAUCCCCGGCCCUUUGGCACCUACUCACAGAACCAGCCACGCACACCUUCUGCAACCCUCCAGCCAUCAGCCUGCCUUGAGCCUGGCAGUGGGGCUGAGCCAGACCAUGGGCCUGUGCACUCAGAGAACACACCACCUGCCUUGGCCACUGAGGCCCCCACCUCCCAGCCUGCUCCACUCCUCUCAGCAGCAGCUGCUGGUGAUGAGGGUUGAGUCCUGCUGGAGACAUGGUAUGUUAUCAAGCCGGGGAAUACAAAGGAGAAAGUGGCCUUCUUUGUGGCUCAUCAGUGUGGUGGGGGCAGCUGGACCAGCUCCAUGAAAGUCAAGGGACAAUGGUGUAGUGACAGCUCCAAGGCCAAGUGGAGGAGGCACUGUCUUGAGCCCACCAAGGCCCCUCCAGACCCAGGGGGCCAAGAGGGCCCUCUAGCUCCUGAGGUGGGCCCCACCUCAGUUGGUGAAGACCUGCUCUCUGUGGCCGAGAUGGUGGCCUUGGUAGAACAGCGGGCUGCCCUGGCCCUGCAGAGCUAUCCACAUCCCACCACCCCAGCACCUGUGGUCUUUGUGUCUGCUGAGCAGGGUGGACCAGCCAAGGGGCUAGGGUCUAAAAGGCAGUCUGGUGGGGGGGACUGCAACCCUGUAGCUGAGGCAGUGGCCCACUUCAAGGCCCAGCGGGACAACACUCCUACCAAGGGCCUCCGCAAGGAGGAACGGCCUGGGCCAGGCCCUGGUGAGGUACGCAUUGCCUUCCGCAUCUCCAAUGGCUGGGAGUCCCAGGCACCGGAGGGCAGCUUGCCCAAUGGGGCCGGAAGACGGCUUGCUUGUGCAUAUCCUGGUAGCCCAGGCCCUGGGGCCCGAGCUAAGGACAAGAUUACCUGUGACUUGUAUCAGCUCAUCAGCCCCUCUCGGGAUGCCCUCCCCAGCAAUGUGGAGUUCCUGCUGGCUAGGUCGGAUGAAGUCAGCGAGGGUGAGAGCCCAGCCCCAUCCAGGCCUGAGGACACUCCCCCAGCACCCCCUCCACCCCCUGCCCGGGACUGUGGUGCAUCAGGCUUCCAUGUAGAUGUGGUGGUGACAGGUGUGGUAGACGAGUGCAUCUUCUUUGGUAAAGACGGCACCAAGAAUGUGAAGGAGGAGACGGUAUGUCUGACGGUCAGCCCAGAGGAGCCCCGACCUGGCCAGCUCUUCUUCCUCCAGUCCCGUGGGCCAGACGGGCCCCCUGAGCCACCCCCAGCUGACUCACCAGCCACUGCACCAGGUCCAGAUGAUGCUGGAAAUCAUGUGUCACAUGAUUUCCUGGAGAUCAGCUUCAAGAUCCAGCGGCUGCUGGAGCCGAGACAGUACAUGCUGCUGCUGCCCAAGCACGUGCUGGUGAAGAUCUUCAGCUUCCUGCCCACGCGGGCCCCGGCCGCUCUCAAGUGCACCUGCCACCACUUCAAGGGCAUCAUCGAGGCAUUCGGCGUGCGGGCCACAGACUCACGCUGGAACCGAGACCCGCUUUACUGUGAUGACCCUUGCAAGCAGUGCUGCAAGAGAUACGAGAAGGGCGACGUGUCGCUCUGCCGCUGGCACCCCAAGCUCUACCACCAUGACCUGCCUUAUGGACGUUCAUACUGGAUGUGCUGCCGCAGAGUGGACCACGAGACACCUGGCUGUGGCCUGGGCCUGCACAAUAACGACUGGGUGCUGCCGUGCAAUGGGCCGGGUGGGGGUUGGGCAGGCCGGGAGGAGGGGAGGUGA
This is a messenger RNA of Nycticebus coucang (slow loris), 2010 nucleotides long. RefSeq names its product F-box only protein 46-like. The record is from RefSeq and is a predicted model, not a curated record. Lineage: Eukaryota; Metazoa; Chordata; Mammalia; Primates; Lorisidae. Gene Ontology annotation, molecular function: protein binding.